Camellia sinensis is the source of this 2419-nucleotide messenger RNA. NCBI's taxonomy places the organism in Eukaryota, Viridiplantae, Streptophyta, Magnoliopsida, Ericales, Theaceae. The record is from RefSeq and is a predicted model, not a curated record.
AGUUAGAUCCUAAGAACCCAAAUCAAUUUAAGUGUAAUUUUUGUGGUAAAAUAUCUAAUGGAGGGGUUUAUAGAGUCAAACAGCAUCUUGUUGGAGGUUCAAGGAAUGUCACAGCUUGUCAAAAAUGUCCACCUGAUGUAAGGGAGGAGAUAAAAGAGUAUAUGGGAAACAAGAAAACACAGAAAGAGCAAAUGAACUUGUUGCCUCAUUUUGAUGAGAUGAACAAUGAUUUUGAAGAGGAUGAAGAUGACAUUGCUUAUGAGGUUCAUCGGCCUCGUGGACCAUGUGGUAAAUCAUUGCCAAGCAAUCAAAAUAGUUCUUUUGCUGGAUCAAAAAGGUUGAAGAAGAAGGGGCCCAUGGAUGUAUUCUACAUACCCAAUCCUGAUUUUGUGGUGCAAAAUAUAAAAGGAACACAAACAACAAUUGAUCACAAUGAUCCUUAUAAGAAAGAAAUAAGAGACCGAGCAGUGAUAAGAAUCACAAGGUGGAUGUAUGAUGUAGGUAUAGCUUUUAAUGCAGUUAGUUAUGAUAGCUUUGGACCAAUGGUUGAAGCUAUUGGGCAGUAUGGUCCUGGUAUGAAACCUCCCAGUUUCCGUGAAGUGCGGGUUCCAUAUCUGAAGAAAGAGUUGAAUCAUACAAAUGAGUUGAUGAGGAUUCAUAAAGAGGAAUGGGUGAAAUAUGGGUGUUCCUUGAUGUCAGAUGGAUGGACUUCGCAGAAUGGAAGGACUUUGAUUAAUUUUUUAGUCAAUUGUCCUAGAGGAACUAUGUUUGUUGAGUCCAUCGAUGCUUCAAGCUAUUCAAAGGAUGGGCAAAAACUCUUCGAACUACUUGAUAACUGUGUGGAUGAUGUUGGAGAAGUUAAUGUAGUCCAUAUUAUCACAGAUAGUGCCUCAGCUAAUGUGUUGGCUAGUAAUAAUCUUUUGUCUUGAUUUUUAAAAAAUAUGUACUUACUAACUAGUUAGUUAGUUAGUUUAGUUGUUAUUAAAUAAUCUUCUGUGUUUUGUUUCUAUAAUUUUAAUAGGUAAGUUUUUGGAGGCAAAGAGACCACACCUUUUUUGGACACCAUGUGCAGCUCACUGCUUGGAUUUGAUACUAGAAGAUAUUUUCAAAUUGCCACAUAUGAAGAAGAUAUUUGACAAGGCUAUUCGGGUACACGGUUAUAUUUAUAACCGUCCAGGUGUGUUGAAUAUGAUGAGGAUGUUUACACAGUUAAAGAAUUUGGUCAAGCCUGCAAAGACAAGAUUUGCAACAGCCUUUCUCACCCUAUCUAGGAUUCAUCAACAAAAAAGCAACUAGAGAAAGAUGUUCACUUCGGAGGAAUGGACAAGCUCCAAAUGGACAAAGGAGCCAAAGGGUAAACAAGCAACACAGAUUAUGUUGAUGCCAUCAUUUUGGAAUUUGGCUGUCUACGCUCUUAAGGUCUCAGGUCCACUUGUGCAUGUGCUUAGGUUGGUUGAUUCUGAGAAAAAAACCUGCCAUGGGGUACAUUUAUGAGGCUAUGGAUAGGGCUAAAGAAAGUAUUGCAAAGUCAUUUAAUGAAAAAGAAGAAAAAUACAAGAACAUCUUUGAAAUCAUUGACAAUAGGUGGAAUAUCCAAUUGCAUCAACCUCUUCAUGCAGCUGGCCAUUUUUUGAAUCCGGAGUUCUUCUAUUCUAAUCCAAGUAUUGAGCAUGAUCCUGAAAUCAUGACAGGGUUGUAUAAGUGUGUGUCAAGGUUGGUUCGAGGCACUGACAUUCAAGAUAAAAUCACUCAAGAAAUGAGUAUUUAUACAAAAUCUGAAGGUCUCUUUGCGAUGCCACUAGCAAUUAGGCAGAGAAUGACAAGGGCACCAGCUCCACAACAAAAAAAGAAAUAGGUUGGAACAACAACGUCUCAAUGAUUUGGUAUUUAUUAAGUACAAUAGACAAUUGAGACGUCGAUAUGAUAUGCGUGACACACUUGAUCCCAUCGCUUUAACAAAUAUUGAUGAAAGCAAUGAGUGGUUGGUUGGGAGGACGGAUGGAGAAGAGGAUGAAGAUAACGAUAAUGUGUUUGAUGAUGAAAAUUUGAUGUGGCGUGAUGUUGCUAGAGCUUCUGGUGUUCGGGAAAGAAAUAAGCGAACUAGAUCAACAACUUCAAAGACACCAUCAUCAUCGAGGGCAAGGCCAAGGGGUUCUAGAUCAUCAAAUGCACGUCAAUUGAUAGAUGAGGAAGAGGCAGAUUCAGAGGAGACAGAAGAGGAAGAUGUAGAAGGAUACAAAUCCAAUGAUGAAGAAGAAGAUUAUGAAUUGCGUACUGUUGAUAUUGAGGAUGAUGAUGAUUGUUAGAUCCUCAUUGGAUAAAUGGAAGCAAAGACUUUAUGUUUUGUUGGUUUAAUUUGUUGAUGUUUUGAAAUGCAUGCUUAAACUUGAAAUAUUGUUAUUAGUUGACUUUUAGAUCA